Alnus glutinosa is the source of this 3543-nucleotide messenger RNA. Its product is annotated as protein PAT1 homolog. Gene Ontology annotation, molecular function: RNA binding. Gene Ontology annotation, biological process: P-body assembly; deadenylation-dependent decapping of nuclear-transcribed mRNA. The coding region runs from base 505 to 2976 and encodes 823 amino acids. Gene Ontology annotation, cellular component: P-body. The transcript has 5 exons. The record is from RefSeq and is a predicted model, not a curated record. NCBI's taxonomy places the organism in Eukaryota, Viridiplantae, Streptophyta, Magnoliopsida, Fagales, Betulaceae.
CUCUUUUUCGACCUUUUUCUAACUCUUUGGCCCAAAUGCAACCACCACCACCACCUCCCCGCUUAAGUGUGGCCAGCAACAACGAUGCCACUUCUACUAUUACUCGCAACAACUUCGCCAUAACCUCACCAUUUUUGACAAAAUAGUCAGUCAUAUCUCUCUCUCUCUCUCUCACCGUCCAAAUAAUAAAAUCACCAUCCUUAUCCUCUAUCUAGGGUUCCUCUGUCUGUCUGUCUGUCUCUCUCUCUCUCUUUCCAAUUUCCAACCCAAAAUUUUCACUGACGGAACAGAGCUCCACCGCGAGUAACUCUACUCAAUCCGCUUUACUGAUCUUCUCAUCUACUUCAUUAACAUCUCAGCAGAAACCCUAGAAAUUUUGUUUCACUAUAAAGGGUUUCUGGUGCGACUUGUUCAGAUUUAGAUUCGUAGAUUUUGUUGUUUAUCUACGGUUUUUCAUUUCUGGGCUUUGUAUUAGAGUACAAAAGGAAAAAAUCGUAGAGAUAGAUGGAUGCGUCUUGUGCUGGGGGUAGUAUUGAAGAGCCUCCCAACCGUAGAGAUCUUAAGCAAUUCGGAGACAAUCCCACAGUAUUUGAUGCAUCACAAUAUGCGUUCUUUGGUAAAGAUGUUGUUGAGGAAGUUGAGUUGGGGGGCUUAGAAGAUGAGGAGGUCGGUUUGCCUGCAGUUGGGACAGAUGAGGAGGAAUUUAUGUACAAUAUAGAAGAGGGUGAGGAUUUACAAUCUCUGUCUGAUAUUGAUGAUCUUGCUAGUACUUUCUCAAAGUUGAACAAGGUUGUUAGUGGACCAAGAAGCACUGGAGUUAUUGGUGAUAUGGGAUCCAGAGAAGGUUCAUCUGUUGCUGAAUGGGCACAAGGGGAGGAUUUUCCUUACUGGUUGGAUCCACAUGGAUUUGACUCUGAAAGCAGUCAGGAAGGCAAACGGUGGUCAUCACAGCCAUCUGGUCGCCUUGCAGAAUCAAAGCCUUUGUACAGAACGUCUUCAUACCCUGAGCAGCAACAACAGCCUCAUCACCAAAACCACCAACCCUUCACCAGUGAGCCAAUUCUUGUUCCAAAAUCUUCUUUUACUUCAUAUCCUCCCCCUGGUGGCAGGUCUCCCCUGGGUUCACCAAACCAGCACUCGGGCCACCUGAACAUCCCAUAUAUUACUGGUGGACCUGAGAUGGCGUUAUCUUCACCAAAUCUGUCUCCUUUCUCAAAUUCUCGGCCUCAGUUGAUUGGUUUGCAUCAGGGUUCAAAUUUUGGUGGGAAUGUGCCUCAGUUUAGUCACAGUGUCUCUGUUAAUAGCCGACCACCAAACCAAUGGGUUAAUCAGUCCAACUUUUAUCCUGGAGAUCAUUCGAGUCUUGUCAACAAUUUGUUGCAACAACGGUUACCUCAUCAGAAUGGAUUAAUGCCUCCACAAGUGAUGCCGCAACCACAGCCGCAGCAGCAUAGGCUGCAUCAUCCUGUUCAGCCAUCAUUUGGCCAUUUAUCGGGAUUUCAAUCGCAACUAUUUAAUCCACAUCUUUCUCCAGGGCCACCCUUGAUGAGCAAGUUUGAUGCAAUGCUUGGCCUUUCUGAUAUGAUGAGAGAUCAAAGACCAAAAUCAGCUCAGAGAGGGAGACUGAAUCUCCGGCUUUCCCAUCAGGGCUUUGAUACCAGUAGCCACAAGAGUGAUACUGGGUGGCCGCAGUUUAGAUCAAAGUAUAUGACAUCUGAUGAAAUAGAGAGUAUCCUUCGAAUGCAGCUUGCUGCGACGCAUAGUAAUGACCCGUAUGUAGAUGACUAUUAUCACCAGGCUUGUCUUGCAAAGAAAUCUGCUGGGGCCAAACUGAAACAUCAUUUCUGCCCUAAUCAACUGAGGGAUCUUCCACCUCGUGCCCGUGCUAAUGCUGAGCCACAUGCUUUUCUCCAAGUUGAUGCUCUUGGGCGGGUUCCAUUUUCUUCAAUUCGUAGGCCCCGUCCUCUUCUUGAAGUUGACCCUCCAAAUCUGUCUGUUGCUGGCAGCAAUGAACAAAAAGUUUUGGAGAAGCCCCUUGAACAAGAGCCAAUGCUUGCGGCUAGAGUGACAAUCGAGGAUGGUUUAUGUCUUCUUCUUGAUGUAGAUGAUAUUGACCGUUUCUUACAGUUCAAUCAGCUCCAAGAUGGCGGGGCCCAGUUGAGACGGAGGCAGCAAGUCCUGCUGGAAGGGAUGGCAGCAUCGCUUCAACUGGUUGACCCACUUGGCAAAAAUGGCAACACAGUUGGGCUUGCUCAUACGGAUGAUUUGGUCUUCUUACGGUUGGUUUCUCUUCCCAAGGGCCGGAAGCUCCUUGCAAGGUAUCUUCAGCUUCUCUAUCCUGGUGGCGAGCUCAUGCGAAUAGUUUGCAUGGCAAUUUUCCGUCAUUUAAGGUUCUUAUUUGGUGGCCUUCCCUCUGAUCUAGCAGCAGCAGAAACAACAGAUAAUCUUGCAAGGGUUGUCUCACUGUGUGUUUGUGGCAUGGAUCUUAGUGCAAUCAGUGCCUGUCUAGCAGCAGUAGUUUGUUCCUCAGAGCAGCCCCCACUUCGUCCUCUUGGAAGCUCAGCUGGAGAUGGGGCUUCCCUGAUUCUAAAAUCUGUACUGGAGCGGGCAACUGAGCUUUUAACUGAUCCUCAUGCUGCUAGCAACUACAACAUAACUAAUCGGUCACUUUGGCAGGCCUCAUUUGAUGAAUUCUUUGGCCUUCUCACCAAGUACUGCAUAAAUAAAUACGACAGUGUUAUGCAAUCUUUGCUUAUGCAAGCUCCACCAAAUGUUGCUGCUAUUGGGUCAGAUGCAGCCAGAGCUAUUAGUAAGGAAAUGCCAGUUGAGCUGUUACGUGCUAGUCUUCCUCACACUGAUGAGCUCCAAAAAAAGGUGUUGUUGGAUUUUGCACAGCGCUCUGUGCCAAUAGAUGGAUUUAACAGUAAUGGUGGGGAGAGUGCUGGGCUCAUGAAUUCUGAGUCGGUGCUGAGUUGAUAAAAAAAAGAAAAAGAAGCUGCUUGGACAUCUAGUUAGAGCCAAUGGGUGACUGAAUCUUGGAAAAAGCAAGUGAAGAUAUGCAUCAUGGGAACAGUAUGCAGCAAGAUUUUUCACAUGGCGGCAUUGCAUGAAGAGCAUCUGCUGUUUAGUUGUUUUAGUGCGCUAUAAGCAGGCGGUUUGGUAUAUUUAUGUCUCGAGUCUGCUAUUAUUUUCUCACGCACAGUUUUUAUUUCUGUUGGUUAUAUUAUCAAUAUGACGGUAGAGCUUAUUUUGAUGCUCUGUUGUGGUCCAGAGGAUAGUCUAUUGUAGGAAGUUAGUAUGUACAGUUUAGGUACAAGUUGAUGCCCCAUGUUCCUUUACUAUUAAACAAAGGACGUGGGGUUGGUUUUAUUAUGUUCACAUCAACGUGUAACAGGGUGCACGCUAUUCCUGACUGGAAAUGGAGCUGGGACUAUGGAAUCCAUCGUGGGUAACCGGUUGAUUAUUUACAUCAUUUCUCAACUGAAGACGACUGCCUGUGAUAAUGGAUAUGAUUGUUUGAUUGUCGACUGCCUGUUCGUCCUA